This is a messenger RNA of Polyodon spathula (Mississippi paddlefish), 3725 nucleotides long. Its product is annotated as prostaglandin E2 receptor EP2 subtype-like. Gene Ontology annotation, molecular function: prostaglandin E receptor activity. Gene Ontology annotation, cellular component: plasma membrane. Lineage: Eukaryota; Metazoa; Chordata; Actinopteri; Acipenseriformes; Polyodontidae. Gene Ontology annotation, biological process: cellular response to prostaglandin E stimulus; inflammatory response; positive regulation of cytosolic calcium ion concentration. Bases 653 to 1762 code for a protein of 369 amino acids. The record is from RefSeq and is a predicted model, not a curated record. The transcript is spliced from 2 exons.
UGCGGUAGGAGAAAUCGUUCAGGUCGGACUGUCUCCUCACAGGAACACAUGGCUCUCAUUCUCUUGCCUUGAAAGUUGCGCCGGUGCUCGGAAAUAACUUUUUCAUUUAAUUGUUUUAAUUUAUUUUAUGAAGUUGCCACUACGUCUUUGAAUCAAGAUCGCCGGGACGACUGAUUUACGGAGUUAAAAACCUGGAUUAUUGUUGUUACUAAAAAAAAAAAGCAAAAAAAGAAAAAAGAGAGAGAUAGAGAUCUAGUUCAAGAAGCUGGACAGAAAUCUUUGGAUUUUAUAUCUUCGUGGUUUCAACAUUCAGCAGCGAGGGGUCUGUUUGUAACCCCCACGUAGAGACAGGCACAGGACCGGGUAUUGAUAAGACCUGAUAUCUUGAGUAUGGGGUUCACUUUCGCUUGCUGAGGAAUUAAUCGGGGUAUUCGUGGCAGUCGUAAGGAAAAGGAUUGCCAGCAUCUCGUUGUACUCACAAAGAAAAGUUAACUGCUCAGAACUUUAUAUUUUUUACUGUUCAUUACGCAAUUAUAUUAAAAAGAGGACAGUUACAGCGAAGAAGUCAGAUAUUACAACAAGGUUAAACAACGCGUGUUUGUUUGUUUGUUUGUUUGUGUUACAAGACUAAUAGCCUGCUGUAAUACUAGAAAUGACAGAAGGGAACCUCAAUUACUGCCACAACAGCACGUCAGUGUCGGGGGGGUACAGUCCGGUCACCAGCGCUGCGAUGUUCACGGCUGGGGUGGUGGGCAAUGUGAUCGCCCUCUGCCUUCUGCGAAUCCCACAGAGGAAGAGGAAACACAAACACCGGGUGUACCUGUUCCACAUCCUGGUGACCUGCCUGGUGCUGAUGGACCUCCUCGGGACCUGCCUCAUCAGCCCGGUGGUGCUGGCCUCUUACAGCCUCAACCAGACCCUCGUUAACCAAGACCUAGAAUGCGGGGCGCUGUGUAAAUAUUUCGCUUUCACCAUGACGUUUUUCACCCUGUCCACCAUGCUCAUGCUGUUCGCCAUGGCCGUGGAACGGUUACUUUCCAUUGGGUGCCCUUACUUUUACCAGAGACACAUCACCAAGCGCUUCGGAUACAUAACCAUCCCGGUCACAUACGCGACCUGCCUGCUCUUCUGCUUGCUAGCCAUCAUGGGUUUCGGAGAGUACGUGCAGUACUGCCCAGGGACCUGGAGUUUCAUCGACAUGAACGCCCACACCCGGACCAACAAGGUCUAUUCGUUCGUCUUCGGCAACGUCAUGCUCGUAAUCAUCUUCUCCAUCCUCCUGUGUAACGUCUUGGUCAUGGUUAAUCUAAUAUUCAUGCACAGAAGACACAAGCGCCGCCGCGGUUCCGCUAUCCCCCGGGGCAGGACAGACAGGGGCGCCGCGGUCUCCCUCACCGAAGAAGUGCAACAUGUGAUCCUGCUGGCCUUCAUGACAGCCUGUUUCAUGAUUUGUUCGUUGCCCUUCACUAUACAAGCGUACAUCCACCACUUUUACCCAGCCGAGAAUCAUGAAAUGGACCUGAGGGCACUCCGGUUUCUGUCCUUUAACUCCAUCAUUAACCCCUGGGUGUUCAUCAUUCUCAGCCCUUCGACCUGGCGGGUCUUCAUCAACAUGCUCCGCAGGUCCCCGACCUCCAGAAAACAGGAAGGGGUGCAGGCCUCGGUCAUCCUGCAGAGCAAGAAACAAAACCAGCUGGAACUGAGCAGCAAGACGCCUUGGAAGGGGGCCUCUGCCCCAGACAACCAGAACCCAGCUGUUUAAGUUUCAGGGUUAUUCUUGUCUUGUUUAUAAAGUUGCUACUACACUUGUAUAUGGUUAUUGACAGGCCAGUGCUGUUCAGGUAAACUCAGGGAUAAACACCAGCAGUCGGCAAUGGCAUCAGGCACGCACAGUAUACUGUAUUCCGAGGGACCAAAGCCAGAUCUAUCAAACCUACAGGCUCUAACAGCAGGAAUGUAGACAAAGCAAAAAUUGCUAGUUUACGUUACAGAGAUAACUCAAGAAUGCCGAAGCAUUCCCUUGGAUUCCUUAGGCUUCGUAACUCAAGAAGUGUUUCUAUUCUACAGAAGAAAAUCAUGCUCAUGGAGCAAAGGGCUUUGGGAAUGUCCAUCAUCUGGACAUAUGGGGGGGGGGGUGUAUAAAGAAGUCACAGACAAAAAAAAGUCUUUCCUUCCAAGCAAAGUGAACCAAAUUCCCCCCCUUCCUGCCUGGCCAGAGUUACAUAACAAACUUGGGGAGCAUCCCAACAUCUCGGAGGCCAGUAUGCAUCCUCACUAUGAGCCAAUCAGCUAAUGAGGACUGAAGAGCAGCGUCUGAGAUUGCAUUGGUUCACAGCACGAGCCCCCCUUCCAGUGAGAAGGGAUGGAAGUAUCACUCCAGCUCCUCACUGCAACAGGGAAAUGCCAGCGUAAUCUAUGUCUUAUUAUGACGACCUAAAUAGCUGCGUUUUUCAAUAACUUUUUAGCUGAUGGAAUGGGUCCUUGCAAGUAUAGGUUACCUUUUAUUGAAGUAUGGAUCGAUAAUUCUAGAAUGAUUAGGAUAGAAUUGGAAAUGGAUGCCACUUGUUCCUGACAGGACUUGAAUAAGAACAAGGUGCACAGACUGUUCCACUGUGACCCAUAGAUGUACUACUGGAGAUCAGAUAGGGGCACCAGCAUAGCUGAGACACAGAGACCUCUUUCACACAAUGAGCAUCCCUGGCAUCUCUAUCAGUUCACAGCGGUCUUGACGACAUGUACAUGGAGAACUAUUAGGAGCAGUAUCCAAAGCAAGGAGAUAUAACACACUGAUUCUGCUGAUUAUCACUGAGGUGGAAGAAAGAAAAGGGAGGCGUUUUACUACAGCCUGCGUCACAGAGGAACUGAAUUCCCCGCCACCCCUACAAACACGAAACGCUUCUCCUCAGACCACUGGAAUGGAAAAGCAAGGAGAUAUAACACACUGAUUCUGCUGAUUAUCACUGAGGUGGAAGAAAGAAAAGGGAGGCGUUUUACUACAGCCUGCGUCACAGAGGAACUGAAUUCCCCGCCACCCCUACAAACACGAAACGCUUCUCCUCAGACCACUGGAAUGGAAAAGCAAGGAACAUUUUUUUUCCAUAAACAUUACUCUGCCAGGUUCUGUUUAUUUGGUGUACAGGGGAAAAAAAAACAGCACUGAGUAGGAAGAUGAGCCCUCGGAAAGAGAUGGGCCCCCUGCCGCUCAGAGCAGCGAUGUCUCUUGUUGAUUGAAUGAGAUAGACUGGUGGAUUACAGGGAUGGCGAUAAGACUCUCAUUGCGUAGUAGUUUGAUCGUUCCUGGUUUUAUGAGUUUAAUAAGACACACCUGAGUUGUUACCUAUACACUGUGGCUAAUCAAGCUCAUAGUAAAACCUGGAAUGGGUGACACUGCUAUGCAAUAGGAGUCUGGUUUCCAUCCCUGAGUUAGUAUUGCGGCUGACCAAUACUAGUACAUUAGUACAUAUACUGCAAGUGUAACCUUCAGUGCCAGUGCAAAACCUGUCCUGUACAGUGUUAUUUCUGCCUAAUGCUGCACACCAAACACUGCAAGCAUUUCUUGUAAUAAUUGAUUGUAUCCCGGCUUCUUGUUUUAAGAGGUUAGUUGCCCAGGUUGGGGAGCGUGGGUGUCAGUGUAUCUCAAUGGGAGAGCUGUUGCAUGCCGCUGACCUACAGCAGCAAAAAGGGUUCAAAUGAGGUCGAACCCUAAAUAAAGCCUUUUUUUUUCA